Molecule: messenger RNA, 1776 nt
Organism: Fulvia fulva
Lineage: Eukaryota; Fungi; Ascomycota; Dothideomycetes; Mycosphaerellales; Mycosphaerellaceae
Exons: 2
Coding region: 1-1776 (591 amino acids)
Source: RefSeq, a predicted model, not a curated record
AUGUCUGAAGGACGGCGAGAACAUGAAUCUUCGCAGUCACUCUUGGACAGCAACACUUCCUGGAAGGUCUGGAAACGCGGCCGCGGACACACACCGAAGAUGGAGAAACAGCCCAAGAUGAACGCAUGGCAGCCCGGAUUCCUCCGCCGUAUACCUUGGGGCGGCAUUAGUUGUCUGUUCGGCGUGUUGUGCUGCAUUGUGGUGAACAUUGCGAUUCUGGCCACAUCGAAUGGAGCACCUAUCACCAGCUGGAAGUAUCCGCCUAGUUUGUAUCUCUCUGUGGCUUACACUCUUGGAAACAUCCUGCUUAGUGCGGCGUUCAGUCAAGGCUUGACAAUCUACUGGUGGCGCAAAGCUUUGAAGGAAGGCACCCAGCUGGGUGACCUCCAUCGAUACUGGGAUCAUGGCACGAGCCCCGUAGCAGCAGCGCUGGCGGGCAGAAACUUCAAUUUCAUCUCCUUCGCAGCAUUGUACUUGGCCAUCACUCCCAUCAAUGGACCUUUACUCCAGCGAGCAUCGACCACCAUGACCGACAGUCAGCGCUAUCUGUCCGACGACGUUCGUGUGAACGUGCCAGCUGUGACAUCUCUUCAGGAACCCAGUGGCCACACUUCUGGACGAGCCUACAUCGUAUCGAUGCUCGAUGCCAACUUCACUCCCAUUGUGCAGGACUGGAACAAGGGUUUGGACAUUGUCGUGAACCAUACUGACUGCGCUAGCGAUGGGAUCUGUUCUGGAACGUUACAAGCUGCCGGGCUCGCUGUCAGCUGUAAUUCGAGCACUGCGGACUUCGACCUUUCAUACACUUCGAGCGACGGAUCUGUCAACCAACAAUCCUUCGAUGGCCUUGACAUCUUUCAAGUGGACUUCUCUUGGUCGGCAAUGACUCCUUCGAACAUCACUCUGGAUCUGCAGUUCAAGCCUGAGAAAGACUGCUCCCAAGGGAAACUCGAGGUCAGAAAUUGUACCAUCGGUGCUGCCACCGUGGAGUAUCCUGUCACCAUCAAUGGCAACAAGUCAACGAUAGCCCUCGACCCAAACUCGAACAUCCACACCGAUCGCCUUUUAGAGCUUGUGGAGUAUACUCCUGAGACGAUGUACGGUCUGCCAUCUCCACUUGGUGGAUAUGCAUAUGCUCUCAGCUCCCGGCUCAACUCAGCUACGCGCCUCAGCUUUGCCGGGGCUGCUGGCUAUACCGUCUCGUCGGACGGCUCACUCGCAGCACAAUUCGCCGACCUGGACGAUGUGACUGACUAUACUUCUGGCAUGUGUUACACCAAGUUCACCGAUCCUACAGAGUAUCUCUUUGAACGCGCCCGCGACCUCAUGUUCCGAGCCGCCAUAGCACAGGGCAACGCCACUACACUCCAGGAGAUGCAGCAGACCAGCGAAGUACGAACCGUCACUGUCUAUCGCUCACACUUUGAGUACCUCGCCGGUGCAGUAGCAUUGACAUUCCUUGCUAUGAUAAUCGUCAUGUGCACUUUCAAUGGAUUCUGGCUGCUGGGAAGGAAUGUCACGAUGAGUCCAAUCGAAACCGCGAAGGCUUUCAAUGCUCCUCUUCUGGCACAGGAACAUCCUAAUGCAGAGGUGACUGAGCUUGUCAGAGGUGCUGGGAAUAAGCCAGUGCGGUAUGGUGAGGUCAUGGACUCGUCGCAGGCUGCGUUUGACAAGGGAAGUGAAUAUGGACAUGCGGACACUGUUGAGCUGAGGCAGUUGCCGCUAGCGAUCGACAACCCAGCGAAUGUGCAACCUUUGGGAAAGAGGAGGAAGUGA